GACGAUGAAACUGAGGAAUCCAAUGGUGACGUAGCUAUAUCCGACGACGAUGGUUCCGCAUUUGGAAAUAUUCCACACCUUGAAAGUGAAGGGAACAAUUCACAAUUUUCGGUGUUGUACGAAAAGGAAAACAUGCCAGAAUACAUUGCACCUCAGCGCAUUCUUAUUUGGCAACCAGCUGACAGUCCCACUGCCAAUAUCCCCUCUGUGUUCUACUUCUGUGAGCUUAUCGGCGAUGAGCAUUUACAGGUGGAUAUUCGCUACCUUUACGACAUGAUGUUCCUCUUGAGCAGGCACUAA
Molecule: messenger RNA, 300 nt
Organism: Mesocestoides corti
Lineage: Eukaryota; Metazoa; Platyhelminthes; Cestoda; Cyclophyllidea; Mesocestoididae
Source: the annotation of a GenBank genome assembly